Molecule: messenger RNA, 957 nt
Organism: Aphanomyces astaci
Lineage: Eukaryota; Oomycota; Saprolegniomycetes; Saprolegniales; Verrucalvaceae
Exons: 2
Coding region: 28-795 (255 amino acids)
Cellular component (GO): membrane
Source: RefSeq, a predicted model, not a curated record
GAUCAACCGAACGACCAUCACAACGUCAUGUGGGGGCCGGUUGUCGUGGGCUGCGAAGAAGCAUUGAGUGUGGUCGCGUGCAUCUACUUCCUGCGCCAAUUCCCACCGCAUCGGCAAGACGCAUACACGUCUCCGUAUGCUUUCCCGUCGGAUCCUCCGAGUGUGUUGCAUCGAGCAUUCUACGCCGCGUGUGCGAUCUUCCUCUUCGUCACCCACGUCGCCGACGUGAUCAAGACGGACGGACAUUGCUACUACUUCUUCACGACAUGGAACGUGUUGUUGCAGCUGUCGUACUGGUGUUGGUCGUUCUUCGAUGCAUCAGGCCACAGCCGAGGUCGUGCCGUGAUGUUGGACGUCCUGUGGCCAACCUCGAUCCUCGUCACUGCCGUCGUGUGGGUUAUCCUGUACCCCAUGGUCCACGCCAUCCACGAAGACUACAUCCUCUUGAACUGGAUCAGUUACUGCCAGCACGGCAUCAACGCAUUCCUGUUGUUGGUCGAAUGGAUCUGGAACGACGCGCGCCGAGUCGCAGUGAGCACCUGCGCGUGGAGUAUCCUCUUCCCGACCAUCUACGUCAUCUACGCUUGGAUCGUGCAUGAGACUGUGCACAUCAAGUGGCCAUACCCGUUCCUCGCCACCGAUCGUCCGUCCGCUCCGUUGUGGUACUUGUUCUUCUUUAUGCUUCAGGUCAUGGUGUUUGCGCUGGUCACCGGUGCCGCGUCCUUGAGAACUCGCGCCGUCAGUCGAAAGCGUGUCGACACCGCAGACUCCCUCGUCCAUCUGUUGGUCGUGUGAGCGGAAGUGUUCACUUCGAAUUGCAUGAAGCAGCACUUUCUAAACCAUAAGAUGUAGACUUGCGCAUCUUGAUGGAACGAAUGUCCAUUUCUCAAAUCAAUACUAUUAAUAACUAGUUAGUACUAUUUGACUGAUACUAUGUCAUAGUAGUACUAAUGGUAC